This is a messenger RNA of Rhipicephalus sanguineus (brown dog tick), 758 nucleotides long. RefSeq lists its product as uncharacterized. Lineage: Eukaryota; Metazoa; Arthropoda; Arachnida; Ixodida; Ixodidae. The transcript has a single exon. The record is from RefSeq and is a predicted model, not a curated record. Bases 18 to 758 code for a protein of 246 amino acids.
AUUGAGCGGGCCCGGUCAUGUCAGGAUCAGGCGUCUCCGCAGACACACGGCCGCCUGCUCGCCGGCGGGACACAAAAAAAGCCCCGAAGCAGCCAAGCCGGCAGCCCGAGCCUGCAGCCCCGAAGCAGCCAAGCCGGCAGCCCGGGCCUGCAGCCCCGAAGCAGCCAAGCCGGCAGCCCGAGCCUGCAGCACCGAAGCAACCAAGCCGGCGGCCUGAGCCCGCGGCGCCAACACCGCCGCGCACAAAGCCAGAGCAGCGAAGUGUGGCCACCUGGACACACCAGGACGACCAGGAGAUACCAAGGUAUUUCGUGAGCGAUCUGCCGUGGAAGGCGCAGCGACGAGUGCGGCGGGAAAUGCCGCUCGAGCGCGUCCCGUGGCCGUUUCGCGGCCGUACGAUCACGGAGGCCGACGUGCGGUCGCAGGGCGCUCGGCUCCCGGACCCUCCUGGGCUACAGGCUUGCGCCCUCUGUGGUGUCACUGUGUACUUCAAGUGCCACUAUCAGGGGGCCCUGCACGCGGCCAAGACCAAGGCGGCGCGGGACGGCAGACGUCAGCAGACACCGACCCUGACCGCGCCGCCCCCGGAGCUUCCCGACCGGGACCUCGCGGCCUUGUGUAUAGAAAGGAUGGUGACAAGUCCGAACUUUGCGGCCCUCGUCGGUACCGCUCCGCCAGCGGCUGCUGCGAGCGCACCGUCCGCGGACGACGGUGUCAACGACCUGCUGGUGGACUUUAGUGACGAGAACUUUAUUUGA